Molecule: messenger RNA, 1251 nt
Organism: Eurypyga helias (sunbittern)
Lineage: Eukaryota; Metazoa; Chordata; Aves; Eurypygiformes; Eurypygidae
Gene: KLHL32
Product: kelch-like family member 32
Exons: 6
Coding region: 1-1251 (416 amino acids)
Molecular function (GO): protein binding
Source: RefSeq, a predicted model, not a curated record
AUGGAGGGGAAGAAGCUGGCUGUGAGGUGGUUGGAACACAACUGUCGCUACCAGUACAUGGAUGAACUUCUUCAGCAUGUCCGUUUUGGCCUUAUGGAUGUGGAUACGCUGCAUACCGUAGCUCUUUCUCAUCCUCUCGUCCAAGCCAGCGAAACUGCGACGGCACUUAUUAACGAGGCCUUGGCUUACCACCAGAGUGUCUAUGCACAGCCGGUUUGGCAAACCAGAAGGACAAAACCUCGCUUCCAGUCGGACACUCUUUACAUUAUUGGCGGGAAAAAACGUGAAAUCUGUAAAGUGAAGGAAUUGCGAUACUUCAAUCCGGUAGAUCAAGAGAAUGUUCAUAUCGCAGGGAUUGCAAACUGGAGCGAGCUGGCGCCCAUGCCGGUAGGGAGAAGCCACCACUGUGUUGCUGUCAUGGGAGACUUUCUCUUUGUCGCUGGUGGAGAGGCAGAGCACUCCACGGGGCGCACUUGUGCCGUGAGGACUGCCUGUCGCUACGACCCCCGCACCAACUCUUGGGCUGAGAUAGCGCCGAUGAAGAACUGCCGGGAGCACUUUGUGCUGGGAGCGGUGGACGAGUACCUCUAUGCAGUAGGAGGCAGAAAUGAACUGCGUCAAGUGUUACCUACAGUGGAACGCUAUUGUCCCAAGAAGAACAAGUGGACCUUUGUACAGUCCUUCGAUCGAUCGCUCUCCUGCCAUGCGGGAUAUGUGGUGGAUGGUCUUCUUUGGAUAUCAGGAGGAGUGACAAAUACUGCACAGUAUCAAAACAGGCUCAUGGUCUAUGAUCCGAAGCAGAACACGUGGCUAAGCCGUAGCCCGAUGCUGCAGAGGAGAGUGUAUCACUCCAUGGCUGCUGUCCAGAGGAAACUUUACGUGUUAGGUGGGAAUGAUCUCGACUACAACAACGAUCGGAUCCUGGUUCGGCACAUAGACUCCUACAGCAUAGACGCCGACCAGUGGACGCGUUGCAGCUUCAACAUGCUGACAGGUCAAAAUGAGUCUGGAGUCGCCGUCCACAAUGGUAGAAUAUAUUUAGUUGGCGGCUAUUCGAUUUGGACAAAUGAGCCCUUGGCGUGUAUCCAGGUGCUGGACGUUAGCAAGGAGGGGAAGGAAGAAGUCUUCUAUGGGCCUACACUCCCCUUCGCUUCCAACGGAAUAGCAGCGUGCUUUCUUCCAGCUCCUUAUUUCACGUGCCCCAACCUUCAGACUCUGCAAGUGCCUCACCACAGGAUCGGCACCAUGUGA